Eublepharis macularius is the source of this 1809-nucleotide messenger RNA. RefSeq names its product chloride intracellular channel 3 (gene CLIC3). The transcript has 6 exons. The record is from RefSeq and is a predicted model, not a curated record. Bases 62 to 778 code for a protein of 238 amino acids. NCBI's taxonomy places the organism in Eukaryota, Metazoa, Chordata, Lepidosauria, Squamata, Eublepharidae.
CAGACCGAGAGAAGGGUGCUGGAGACCAGCCUGGGUUUUUUUCUGCAGCGUUCUGAGCAGGAUGGCCGAGAGCUCUAAAAUCCAGCUGUUUGUCAAGGCAAGUGAUGAUGGAGAGACUAUUGGGCACUGUCCUUUCUGCCAGCGUCUCUUUAUGAUCUUGCUCCUUAAAGGGGUACCCUUUACUCUGACCACGGUGGAUACCAAAAGGUCCUUGGAUGUGCUGAAGGACUUUGCCCCAGGAGCUCAGCUCCCUGUGCUGCUGUACGACGGUGAAUCCAAAACAGACACUAACAAGAUUGAAGAGUUUCUGGAGGAGACUCUGGGACCCCCCGAUUUCCCAAGCUUGGUGCCCAAGUAUAAAGAGUCUACUGUUGCUGGAAAUGAUAUUUUCCACAGAUUCUCUGCUUAUAUCAAGAAUCCAGCACCUGCCCAGGAUGAAGCCCUACAGAAGAACCUUCUCAAAGCCUUCCUUAAGUUGGACAUGUACCUAAACACACCCCUGGAGUAUGAACUGGUGCGGGAUCCUCAACUUACUGUCUCUCAGAGGCGGUUCCUGGAUGGUGACCAGAUGACCCUUGCCGACUGCAGCCUUUUACCCAAGCUCAACAUUGUUAAAAUUGUGUGCCAACAUUAUCGGCACUUUGGUAUCCCGAAGGAGCUGCUUGGCCUGUGGCGGUAUCUGGACAGCGCUGCCGAGGUGAAGGAGUUUAAGUACACUUGUCCCAACAGCGAGGAGAUUGUGCAAGCUUACCGUGCUGUGGUCAGGCCGUUCCAGUAAACCUGAAGAAUGACACCAGCAUAGGCCUGACAAGAGGGCCAGCAUCCGCCCCCUCAUCCCUCCCCACAGACUAGCUUUACUCCUCUUCCUCCACACCAGAACUGUCAAGUGGGCUUCUGUAGACUGAGACCGAAAGGGGUCCUGGCCAAUUGCUACCUCGCACAGGUGACCUUUGAGUAAAAAGAUGCUGUUUUUCUUCUUGCCCUUCAACUGAGACAGCCACGGAGACAGCUGGUGGAUAUGCUGGCCUUGGGGAGAAAGGGCAACCUUGGAGCUGAAUACCAUUGGCUGCUGGCCUCAUGACAUCCAGAUGACAGCCAAGUCUUGCUAAUGGGGGCUUAGUCAGCAAGAACCAGCAGAGCUGUUCAGAUCCUCUUAACCCAGUACUCUGUCCUCUUGUACAUUCCACUCUGAUGGUGGUGGAGGGUGGUCUCCAGUCAUAGCUGAUUUAUGGUGACCCCUGCUGGAGUUUUCAAGGCAAGAGACAUUUUCUUCCCCUGCAUAGCAACCUUCAUCUUCCUUGGAGGUCUUCUAUCCCAUCGUCUUCAUCUUCCUUGGCGGUCUCCCAUCCAAUUACUAACCAGGGCCGACCCUGUGUAGUUUCUGAGAUCUCAUGAGAUUGGGCUUGCCUGGGCUAUCCAGGUUAAGGUUUGAUUCUACUGUGCCUCUUAGUAAUAUUGCGGUCUGUUCACUCGGCAGUUCCCCCUCCAUUCCAUCUUCCUGAAGGUUUGCUUAAAAGUCCAAGCAUAACCUUAGUUCAGAAGCAAUUUCAGAUUUCUCUGAUUUGGCCAGUGGUUGCUGGCCAGGUUAAACAUGGGGGUAGGGUGGCUCAUAUUUAAAAUGUCACAGUAUUUUCAAUUUCGUCUUUUGCUGUUUUUAUAAUGGAGGCAGGGCGAGGGAAGCACAACUAACUUGACUGUAGUUUCUACCUGAUGUUAACCCUCCAGACAGCAUUUUCCCAAAGGAAGCUAAACUGGGGCCAACAGCGGGGUUCCUUCAACACCAUAACCCAAUAAACUCUUCUAAGCUUG